Messenger RNA from Chara braunii, 2204 nucleotides. Lineage: Eukaryota; Viridiplantae; Streptophyta; Charophyceae; Charales; Characeae. The record is from the annotation of a GenBank genome assembly.
GCGCGUGGCGGAACUUCAAUUCAAUCAAAUCAAGCCGCGCGCAAGGAGCAGGUGAGCUGAGGCAAGUCGGUGGUGUUCGUUGCUGGCCGGUCAAUCCAUCGACCUGUCGUACACAGCACCGUGGGGGCCGCCACGUGUCGCCUUCUCCCGUAGAAGCAGCAACAGGUACCGAACAGGUAGAGCGAUGGCGGCCGCGGCGGCAACGACAAGGUUGAUGCGGGCGGUCGUCGCUGGGACGGCGGCAUCGGGAGUGGCGAGCGGAGCCAGCGGUGCCGGCGCCGCGGCCAGCAGCAGCUGCGCCGUCCGCAGCGCCGCUCAUUCUUGCGCCGCCUUCGCGCUGCAGUCGGCAGCCACGUCGGUUUCCACCUCCUCACCGUCUUCUUCCAUUCCUUCUGGGAGCACCAACGCAGCUCCCGGCGCGCGCCGCGCGCUCGCCAGCGCUCGGCGCAAUUCCGCGUCCUCGUCUGUCGCCGCGCGCGCAGCCGUGUCCGCCACCGAAGCAGCGCCCGAAACGACGAAGAAGCGCAGCGCGUACGCAAUUACCACGCUGACGAACUGGCUACUGCAGCAGGAAUUCGAAGACCAAAUUGACAACGAACUCACGGUUGUCCUCACCUCCAUAGCCGUCGCUUGCAAGCAGAUUGCAUCUCUGGUUCAGAGAGCCGGCAUAACCAACCUUACAGGCGUUCAAGGGGCCGUCAAUGUGCAAGGAGAAGACCAGAAGAAGCUGGACGUCGUAUCCAACGAGGUCUUCUCAAGCUGUUUAAGGUCGAGUGGACGCACCGGGAUUAUUGCCUCGGAAGAGGAAGAUGUACCUGUUGCUGUUGAGGAGAGCUACUCUGGCAACUACAUUGUGGUGUUUGACCCCCUGGACGGCUCUUCAAACAUUGAUGCCGCCGUGUCCACUGGGUCCAUCUUCGGCAUUUAUAGACCUCAGUCAGAGUGCAUUGUAUCAUAUGAUGAAGAUGAGCCUACAGAGCUGGAUAGUGAGGCUCAAAAUUGCGUCGUCGAAGUUUGUCAGCCUGGAACCAACCUGCUGGCCGCAGGAUAUUGUAUGUACUCGUCCUCCAUCAUCUUCGUCCUAAGUGUCGGCAACGGUGUGUAUGGGUUUACACUGGACCCUUCGCUUGGGGAGUUUGUGCUAACGCAUGACGGUAUCAAAGUUCCCCCGAAGGGACAGAUUUACUCCUUCAACGAGGGAAACUAUGAGAUGUGGGAUGACAAGCUGAAGACAUACAUUAGCGAUUUGAAGAAGCCAGGAGACAAUGGAAAGCCCUACUCCGCUCGCUACAUUGGAAGUUUGGUUGGCGAUUUUCACCGAACACUCCUGUACGGCGGCAUUUAUGGUUAUCCCCGCGAUGCAAAGAGCACAAACGGCAAACUGCGCCUGCUGUACGAAUGUGCGCCGAUGAGCUAUCUCGCUGAGCAAGCUGGAGGGAGGGGAUCGGACGGAUAUACCCGUGUGCUCGACAUCAUCCCAGAACAGGUACAUCAAAGGAUUCCGCUAUUCGUGGGGAGUGCAGAGGAGGUGGAGAAACUGGAAUCGUACUUGAAGCAAUAAACACCCUUCAUCAGAGAGAGAGUGGGGUGGUGGUCGGAUGCAACCCCUCGUGACUUCCCGUGUUUCCACUUCUCUUUACGUAUUUGUUCGUAUGUGAGGACAUAUCUAUCCCUAUCAAUCUGUGUAUGAUGUCAAGCAAGCAGGCGCGCGCGCGCGCGCGCGCGCGAGAGAGAGAGAGAGAGAGAGAGAGAGGGUAGGUGAUGAAAUCGAUGAGAGCAGGCAGGGCAGCAACUUCAAGUCUGGUUCACGAUCUGAGGCAUUAUAGAAAAGUGAAUUUCAAACUGACAUAAUGUGUACUAUUCUGUACUAUACGUUCUAGAAAAUGAGAAGCCUUCAACUUCACAUGCAAAAGUGUUUCCAAUAUUAUGACAAUAACAACAGGUUGUGUCAGACUUGUUCCUUGGCCGUUCGCGAGCUCGCCGUGUGGCGAUUACAGUCAGCCACCUGGAUCUCAGUACAAAUUCGGAGCUUGCGUCCUCAGGAUGUCUGCAGACUCUGCGCUCCUGUGACUGCAGGACUGCUCCUGCCCAUCCCUCGCACAAUCAAGCAAACUAUGGCUACUCUGAACGCAGAGUCCGCAGCAUAAUUUAUUGACAUUGGCAGAUCACUGUGAUUCAGAAUGCCCUACUCUGUAUUUUAAGUC